AUGAGUAAAAAAGAAAAAACCCAUCAUCAAAAGCAGAAAUCAAAAGAUAAAAAAGGAGGUUUCAUGAGUUUCUUUAAGAAGAAGAAAGAUGAAGAAGAACUUAUCAUUUCUGAUCCAAAAGACUUCGAACAAAUCACUCAUGUUGAACUUGGUGAUUCUGGUCUCACAGGAUUUCCUCCAGAAUGGAGAGAAAAACUUAUUAAAGCUGGUUUGACUGAGGCUGAAAUUAAUACAAAUGAAGAUAGUGCAAAGUUAGUUGCUGCUUCUGGAAUUUCAAAUGAUAAUGGAAAUAGAACAACGUUUACUAAUGGGAAAGAAGAAGAAGACGAUAUUACUCAAUACACAACUGCAGCUGAUCCUGAUGAAAAUUAUGAAAAUUUAGCUAAAACAAUUUAUGGAGAUGAAGAUGAAUAUAUGGCUACAAGAAAGUCUGAUGGAAUGGAAGUUUCAUUAAGAAGAAUGAGAAUUACUAAGAAAACUAAACGUGCUGUAGUAAGAGAAGUUGUUGUAUUAUCAAAAUGUGUUAAUGACAAUAUUGUUAAAUAUGUCGAAUGUUAUUUAAUUAAUGACAUGCUUUGGUUAGUUACUGAAUUAAUGGAUGCAGGAGAAUUAACAAAUGCAAUUGAUCUUCAUCCAACUUUACCAAUGAAAGAAUGUCAUAUUGCAUAUGUAUGUAAAAGAGUACUACAAGGGUUAGUUUAUCUUCAUAAAAUGGGUAUUAUUCAUAGAGAUAUUAAGUCAGAUAAUAUUCUUCUCCAUCAUAAAGGUACAGUUAAAUUAUCUAAUUUUGGAUUUGCGGCUAUUCUUACUUCAGCUCAUCCUAAUCGUAAUUCAAUUGUAGGAACUCCUUUUUGGAUGGCUCCUGAAUUGAUUAAAUCACAAAAUUAUGAUACAAAGGUUGAUAUUUGGUCAUUAGGAAUUACUUGUAGAGAAAUGGCUGAUGGUACUCCACCUUAUAUGGACUUUCCACCAAUGAAAGCCUUAUUCCAAAUUACAACAAAAGGAAUACCUCCUUUAGAAGGUACUUGGGAUGAUAAAUUUAAAAAUUUCUUAAAUAAAUGUCUUAAUCCUGAUGCAUCAAAAAGGUCAAGUGCAGAAGAACUGUUACAAGACCCAUUUAUUUCUAUGGAAUGUACUGAAGAAGAAUUUAUUGAUUUCUUAACUCAAGUUAGAAAGAUAAGCGAUGAAGAAAUGGCACAAGAAGACGAUGAAAUACCAGCAGAAGAAUAA
Entamoeba nuttalli P19 is the source of this 1230-nucleotide messenger RNA. RefSeq names its product protein kinase, putative. The record is from RefSeq and is a predicted model, not a curated record. The transcript has a single exon. NCBI's taxonomy places the organism in Eukaryota, Evosea, Mastigamoebida, Endamoebidae. Gene Ontology annotation, biological process: regulation of MAPK cascade; protein phosphorylation; intracellular signal transduction. The coding region runs from base 1 to 1230 and encodes 409 amino acids. Gene Ontology annotation, cellular component: cytoplasm. Gene Ontology annotation, molecular function: protein serine/threonine kinase activity; ATP binding.